Molecule: messenger RNA, 5278 nt
Organism: Oncorhynchus gorbuscha (pink salmon)
Lineage: Eukaryota; Metazoa; Chordata; Actinopteri; Salmoniformes; Salmonidae
Product: CREB3 regulatory factor-like
Exons: 10
Coding region: 615-2687 (690 amino acids)
Biological process (GO): response to unfolded protein; regulation of transcription by RNA polymerase II
Cellular component (GO): nucleus
Molecular function (GO): DNA-binding transcription factor activity, RNA polymerase II-specific; RNA polymerase II transcription regulatory region sequence-specific DNA binding
Source: RefSeq, a predicted model, not a curated record
AAAAUUACAGGCCUCUCAUCUUUUCAUGUGGGAGAACUUGCACAAUUGGUGGCUGACUAAAUACUUUUUUGCCCCACUGUAUAUAGGUGCCAUUAUUGAAGUAUGUAUAUUACUUCCCUAUUUAUAAAAAUGUCUGGAUAACGGUAUUACAGCAUCGGAAGUGUGUGCAAUGCUCUGCAUUGUGUGCAGUAGUAUACUGUAAUUUAGGUGCAAUGUUUUGGGUCAAGCUUAAAGCUUCAGUGCGAUUGGUCAGUGAAGGACCAGGUGACUCGGUAGUCACGCGCUUUCCAACGAACCCGUCAGGAAGAAGAAAAACAAAACAAACGCAAGAGAAAGGCAGCGUGGACUCCAUUGAAAUUGCUUUGUUAUUGCUCAGAUAGGAAUAAACACGAAGCGAAACACGACACAAAACGUUCAUAUGGGGUUUCUAAAGACACCAGGCAUCAGACGAGAACUAGACUUCCAUGAGUUCACAGAGUUUUCCACAAUAAAGAAGACUCUUUUUGUUACUUAACUCAUAGAUUUUUCUACUGUCGGUUGACAUCAUCCGAAGACGACUGGGACACGAGGUGGAGGAAACAUUCACAAUAAGGAACAGAGAUCGGUGCUCGGCGAUGCCUCAGCCCGGCAUCAGUGGAAUGGAUCUUCCCUUUGGGGAUUUCUUUCAAAAUUAUACUUUUGCUGAUCAGGCGCUGACCAGCACGGACCUGUUGGCGAGUAACACAGACCCAGACUUCAUGUACGAACUGGACAGAGAAAUGACUGCUUGCCUAAGUCCUAGAGUUGAUCACUUCACGGUGGGGGACUGCAAGGAGAUGGAGUGUGGGGAGCACCUAAUGGAGCUGGUGGACAGCGAUCCGGCCUACAGCUCGAACUUUGAGCAGUGGGAUACGUACUGGGAGGACCUGACCAAGUACACCCGUUUCACCAGCUGUGACAUCUGGGGCACCAAGGAGGCAGGCCUGGAUGACUUCUCCAGCCCUUACCAAGACGAGGAGGUGAUUGCCCGGACCCCCACCUUGGCUCAGCUCAACAGCGAGGACUCGCAGCCCCCUGUGUGUGACACACUCUACCACCCUGAUCUGCUGAUAGGGGGCCAGAAGCAGCACACCUCCCUCCACCCACUCUCCCUGAGCAAGAAGACAGCCGCCCGCCCGGGCCCCUCCUCUUCCUGCUCCAACCUGGUCAAGAACCCCCUGGGUGACUUUGCCAAGGGUUCCCAGAAGGCCACCUGGCCUGUCCCCUCCAGCACAGAGACAAUGUCCAAGGCCCAGGGAACCAGCAAGAUGGCCACCCUGGGCUACCACUGCAAUGACUACGUGCGCAAGGCAAAGGUUCGCAUUAGCAUGCCCCACCGGCCCCUAGUCGACAUGCCCAUGGCCUCCCAUCAGGUUGAGGCUGAAAACCACUUCACAUACAGCAGCAAGCCCCCAGAGCUGGCCACCACAUCUGGCUGUGCUGCCCCCGUGGCUGCUCCUGCUACUGCAGCCUCCGCCUCUGCCUCCGCCAGCACCCUGGCCUAUGAGAAGACGGUAGAGCUGCCUCGCCGGGAGAUGCCACCCGCCUCAGUGGGCACGUCUGGCGCUGUGCCCCCUAUGCUCCACUACCCUGUAGCUGGGGCUGGGGCCAGCGAGACCCUGGUGACUGCCAGUGGGACUGACCCAGUCUCUGACAAGAAGAAGGAGGAGGAGCACAACUACUCUCUGUUCCUAACCCGAGCCAGGCUGGCCGGGAAAGCCCUCACUGAGGAGGAGGAAGAGGUUGAAGAGGAGGAGGAAGAGGAGGAGGAGGUGGGGGAGGAUGAAGAGGAUGCUGAGGGGGUGGAGCUGGAUGAAGAUCUUGAUGAAGAUCAUGAUGAGGGUUUUGGAAGCGAGCAUGAGCUCUCUGAGAAUGAUGAUGAGGAAGAUGAGGAGGACGAUGAUUAUGAGGGGGAUAAAGAUGAUGACAUGAGCGACGCCUUCUCCGAGCCAGGUAGCCAUAUAUCAGGAUGUGACAAUGACGCGGUGGAGGACGUGAAGGGGCUGACGGCAGGUAUCUCCAGGAAGAGGGGCAAACGCCGCUACUUCUGGGAGUACAGCGAGCAGCUCACCCCCUCCAAGCAGGAAUGCUUGCUCAAGCCCUCUGAGUGGGACAGGGAGACCCUGCCCAGCAACAUGUACCAGAGGAAUGGCCCACACCACGGGAAGUACACUCUGAAGAAGUCUCGGCGGACAGAUGUGGAGGACUUGACCCCUAACCCUCGCAAGCUGCUGCAGAUCGGGAACGAGCUGCGUAAGCUCAACAAGGUGAUCAGUGAUCUGACCCCGGUCAGCGAGCUGCCCCUCACAGCCCGCCCACGCUCCCGCAAGGAGAAGAACAAACUGGCAUCCAGGGCCUGUCGACUGAAGAAGAAAGCUCAGUAUGAGGCCAACAAAGUCAAGCUGUGGGGUCUGGGCACAGAAUACGAUCGGCUUCUGUUUGUCAUCAACACCAUAAAGGAAGAAAUAGUGAACAGAGUGCAGGAUAUCUGCGACGACAAGGGAACGAGCAUGGCUGAAACUCUGGACAAACUCAUCCAAGAGACCCUUGUGAAGUCACCAGUUGCCGGGCAGACGUCUGACUUUGUUAACCAGAUCUUAGAGAACACUGGCAAGGGGGAUCCCACUGGAGGACUGGUCGGGCUGCGUGUACCCACGUCUAGAGUGUAGAUGGACCAUGUAGAGGUCUGGUGAUGGCAUACUCAAAGCCAUCCUCGCCAUUCUUGUCCCACACUGUAACGGCUCACCCUCUGCAUGACCAUUCCAUCCAGGAAUCGCAUCACCAUGCCCUGUGGGAAGACAAACAUACCACUCUCCAAAUGGAUCUCAUGUACAGAUGAAAAUUGAUGCUGCUUUGCCUCAGACAGAUUUCUCAUCAGUGGAAUGUAGUCUUCCUUCAAAGGAUUCAAUUCAAUAUAAGGAUAUGUUCAUACUCCAGAUGUCCAGUGUAACAUUGGGUGAGAGAGACUAUCCAAAGUGUGCUGCAAUCAUGAUUCAGAGGAAUUUGAACUUGUUUGUAUGGUUGUCCUUAUUUCUGUAAACCUUUUUUUAAAUUUAUUUUGUAUUUGUGCUCAAAAUCAGUCAAUUGUUGCACACGUUUGGAUUUUUUAAAUAUUUUUUUUGCCUUUUCUACUUAGACCUUACCUACUUGCCAUACCAUUUAUUUGAUAUUUCAUUUGAAAUAUUUCCUCUAGUUUACCUAUAGAAAUGAUUUUAGAUAUUCAUGAUACCGCAGCGAGGUAUAUGUUCUUGCUGAAUUACAUUUAUCAGACCCAGAGCAUUCACCAAUGGUGAUUGAUUUAGUUGAGUUUUCUAUAGAACCGGUAGAUCUGCUUUGCAAAAACUGUCAAUUUACCAACUUAUUGUGUCCCCUCAAAAAUGAUCAAGAUUAUUGUGCCUCUUUGGUCCUCAUUUUCUACUGUUCCACAAACGUCUGGGUUUCACUUUACCUGGAGCAGUGUCACAUGUACAAGCAGAUGGUCUUUAGCAGCCUUUCUUCAAUGAACAAACAAGGUUUGAAACAGUAACUCUUAAUGACAUAUGUUGAGGUUUGCAUUGUUCAACAUAGAUCUGUUAAACCAUGGAGUUCCAGGAAACAAACCUCGGUUGUCUCUAGUAAUUACGCAGGGGCAGGCGGUGUUUUAAACGUGGCAAAGCCUGUAUAACGCUUAAAGCAAUGGUGAUUGGUGAAGUGGUGGGCAUCUGCACAAAUCCAGGUUCCUUGAUUCCACCAGUUUGCUCCAAAGUGCCACCACACAGUUCUUCAUAACUUAAGAUUGAAGGGGGCACUAAUUGGAGAGUGAGUUUAAAACAAAACAAUGCAAACAGCUGAUCGGAGGCACCGUUCACCAGCCAUGGUGCUGAAUCUCAAAGACGUACUUGAACUUCCCCAAGAGCUGCAACUCGGGCCCUGUUGCUGGUUGGAACGCUGCCUGAGGGGUGUUGCAACUCUUGACCAGUACCCAGUGAACUUUGGACAGUGACUGACUUCUUUUUAAGACCUGCUGUAGCCACUGCAGUGUCGGUGUCAGUAACGCCUUGUCCUCAGUAAUGGUGGUUGACGACCGUGUUUAAAAAAAAUGUAAUUGAAGUGGAUUGGCUGGUAGCUUUGAUAGGAUUAUGAUUAUUUUUUGCUUCAGGAAAAGGCAUAGAGAUCGGUAAGGGUCACUAGGGCUGCUGGGCAGAGAUCUCUCAUCCCUUCACCGAAGUGUUGGAAUAUGUGUUCCUGCAUAGUACACAUGCAGACCAAUUCAAUGAUUACCAAUGACAUUGAGAAAACAGAUAUAACCCUCUUUCAAAGCACCAUAAACACAUCAUAUUCACACUGCAAUGAUUUACAUUUACCUUCCAAACUUGCCAAAUUAUUUUUUGGGGAAAUCCAUACAACUCCCAAUGAGGACAAUUUAAAAAAAAGAUGUCUCACCCAUUCUUAAAACUACACAAUUCAUGCCCUUGAUGUAAUGCUUCUGAUGUUGUAUGGUAUUUCAAUAGAUAAUGUAGCAUGGGAACUUAAGUAGUUAGUACUGUGUGUGUACUCCCCAAGUGAAAAAUAUUUGUCACAGUAGGAAGGCUGUAUUUCAUUGCUAAGUGCUCUGUAAUAAAUCUCUUGGGUGAUACUCAUAAACAAAUCUGUAUCCUGCUGAAACUAACAGUGACUUGAUCCUAUUAGAAAUGUCUAUAUUUGUAGUUCACAUGUAUGCCUGUUCAAAUUCAAUAAUAUCUUGACAGUUUUAUUUAUGUUGUUUAAAUGUUGUGCUGGGUUUAUACUUUUGUCGUUCGAUCUCUCUCUUAUUUUUGUUUCCAUUUAUUUUUGGAGGCACAAUUAGUUGGAGAUCAGAUAAUGAUCCUUGUAAAUGUACACAUGUGAUGUAGGUUGGGUUCAGUUAUGAUUGAUUGGGAAAAUGUCUGCUUGUGUAAUUGUGCCUCUCCUUCAUUUAGUUUAGUUUUUUUUAUCAUACUUUUUCUCACAGAAUUGUAUCAGCCAGGAGUUGGUACCACACUUGUGGCUAGGUGGAGUACCGCUAUGGACUGAAGUGACUUUACGUAGCAGGUUAGGAGAAUUAAUGUAGCAGGUUAAGGUUAGGAAAAGGGUAAGGGUUAGCAAAAAUGCUACAGCUGACCCCGAUGCGACUCGAACAUGCAACUUUUGGUUCUGUAGCUGUACUCCAAUCUAGCCACAACCCAAUUUUGCUUGUAACCAUGAUUCUAUUGUCCAAUUCUAUUGUUGAUUUUAAUAUCAAAAUAAAAACCUUUGAAAACCA